UGGCACAUAACACUGAGGUUGAUGAACAUGAAAGAGAUAACAAAGCCAACCAGAAAGUUUCAUUCCACAAACUCUUUACUUUUGCUGAUAGUCUUGAUGUAACAUUGAUGAUCAUUGGCACCAUCUCUGCCGUUGCUAAUGGUAUGACACAGCCUAUCAUGACUCUCAUUCUUGGCAAAAUCAUCAAUACCUUUGGCUCAAUAGAUCCUCACCACAUAGUCAAAGAAGUUUCUAAGGUUUCAUUAUUGUUCAUUUACCUGGCUGCUGGAUCUGGAAUAGUAUCAUUCCUACAGGUAUCAUGUUGGAUGGUGACAGGAGAAAGACAAUCUGCAAGGAUUCGUAGUUUGUACUUGAAAACCAUAUUAAAGCAGGAUAUUGCAUUCUUUGACACUGAAACAAACACAGGAGAAGUAAUUGGUAGAAUGUCUGGUGACACAAUUCUCAUUCAAGAUGCCAUGGGAGAAAAGGUUGGGAAGUUUAUUCAACUUGCUGCAACAUUUUUUGGUGGCUUUGCGGUUGCCUUCAUAAAAGGAUGGAGACUAGCUGUAGUUUUGGUUGCAUGUAUACCUUGUGUUGUUGUGGUUGGUGGAUUCAUGUCUAUGUUGAUGGCCAAAAUGUCGUCUCGUGGGCAAGCCGCUUAUUCAGAAGCAGGAAAUGUUGUUGAUCAAACAGUAGGGGCCAUCAGAACAGUUGCAUCUUUUACCGGGGAGAAAAAAGCAAUUGAAAAUUACAAUAGUAAGUUAAAAGUUGCUUAUACUACAACAGUUCAACAAGGAAUUGCCUCGGGGUUAGGAAUGGGGACACUGUCUUUGAUUGUCUUUAGCACUUAUGGACUGGCCAUGUGGUAUGGUUCCAAGUUAGUCCUGGAGAAAGGAUAUACUGGUGGAAUUGUCAUGGUUGUUAUCAUAGCUCUCAUGACUGGUGGAAUGUCAUUGGGUCAGACAUCACCAUGCUUAGAUGCAUUUGCUGCAGGCCAAGCAGCAGCAUAUAAAAUGUUCGAGACAAUUAAAAGAAAGCCUAAAAUUGAUGCAUAUGACACAAGUGGUACUGUCUUGAAAGACAUAAAUGGAGAUAUUGAACUUAAAGAUGUUUAUUUCAGUUACCCUGCAAGGCCUGAUGUGCAGAUCUUUGAUGGUUUCUCAUUGUUUGUUCCAAGUGGCACAACUACUGCUUUGGUGGGUCAAAGUGGAAGUGGAAAGUCCACUGUAAUCAGUUUAUUGGAAAGAUUCUAUGACCCUGAUGCCGGAGAAGUACUUAUAGAUGGUGUGAAUUUGAAGAACUUGCAACUUAAAUGGAUAAGAGAACAAAUUGGACUGGUUAGUCAAGAACCUAUCUUGUUUACCACUACUAUCAGAGAGAACAUAGCAUAUGGGAAAGAAGGUGCAACUGAUGAAGAGAUAACAACAGCUAUAACACUUGCAAAUGCCAAGAAUUUCAUUGACAAACUUCCUCAGGGUCUUGACACUAUGGCAGGGCAAAAUGGGACUCAACUUUCUGGUGGACAAAAGCAAAGAAUUGCAAUUGCUAGGGCAAUAUUGAAGAACCCAAGAAUCCUUCUUCUCGAUGAAGCAACAAGUGCAUUGGAUGCUGAGUCUGAACGUGUUGUUCAAGAAGCAUUGGAAAAAGUUAUGACACAAAGAACUACCGUAGUUGUUGCACAUCGUUUAACAACUAUAAGAAAUGCUGACCUAAUUGCAGUGGUUCAUCAGGGAAAAAUCGUGGAAAAAGGAGCACACGAUGAGUUAAUCAAGGAUGACGAUGGUGCAUAUUCUCAGCUCAUUCGUCUACAAGAAGGAGAAAAAGAAAACCAAAAGUCUGAAGCAGAUAAUUCAAGUCACAUUUUUAAUAGUGAAAUGUCUAGAUCUUCUAACCGGAGAAUUUCCCUUGUGAAAUCAAUAAGCCAAAGAUCAUCAGGGAGACACUCCCAAUCAAAUAUAUUUCCUCUUCCUCAUGAAAGUGGUGUACAAACAGAUGAACCAAAUAUUGAAGAAGGUCAACUUGAUAAUAAAAAGAAACACAAAAACGUUUCUAUAAGACGUUUGGCCUACCUGAACAAACCUGAGGUUCCUGUCUUACUUCUUGGAUCUAUUGCUGCAAUAGUGAACGGUGCAGUGUUCCCUGUAUUUGGCCUAGUGUUUUCAUCAGCCAUUACUAUGUUUUAUGAACCUCCAAAACAACAAAGGAAAGAUGCUAGGCUCUGGUCACUUCUAUAUGUGGGUCUAGGUUUGGUAACUCUAGUGAUUUUACCACUGCAGAAUUACUUCUUCGGGAUUGCAGGUGGAAAACUUGUAGAAAGAAUCCGUUCAUUGACAUUUGCAAAAGUUGUGCACCAAGAAAUAAGUUGGUUUGACGACCCUGCAAAUUCAAGUGGUGCAGUUGGUGCAAGGUUAUCCACCGACGCUUCAACUGUGAAAAGUCUUGUUGGUGACACAUUGGCUCUCAUAGUGCAAAACCUAUCAACAAUCACAGCUGGUCUAAUUCUAGCAUUCACUUCUAAUUGGAUUCUGGCUUUUAUAGUUUUGGCUGUUUCACCAGUGGUACUUAUACAAGGAAUUAUUCAGAUGCAAUUUCUUAAAGGAUUCAGUGGAGACGCCAAGGUGAUGUAUGAAGAGGCAAGUCAGGUGGCAAAUGAUGCUGUUGGUAGCAUAAGAACUGUUGCAUCAUUUAAUGCAGAAUCAAAGGUGAUGGAUAUGUACCAGAAGAAAUGUUCAGGGCCAGAAAAACAAGGUGUUCAUUCAGGGCUUGUGAGUGGUGCAGGAUUUGGUUUCUCUUUUGUCGCUCUAUAUUGCAUGAGUGCUUUUUGUUUCUACAUAGGAUCUGUCCUAGUGCAACACGGGAAAGCAACUUUUCAAGAAGUUUUCAAGGUUUUCUUUAGUUUAACUAUAACAGCAGUAGGCAUUUCACAGUCUAGUACCUUGGCACCCGACACUAAUAAGGCCAAAGAUUCUGCAGCUUCAAUAUUUGAAAUUCUAGACAGUAACCCUACUAUCGACUCCAGCAGCAAUGAAGGUGUCACAUUAGAAACAGUCACAGGCGAUAUUGAACUUCAACAUGUCAGCUUCAAUUACCCAACAAGACCUCACAUUCAAAUUUUCAAAGAUUUAUGUCUAUACAUCCCUGCCGGAAAGACUGUUGCUUUGGUUGGAGAAAGUGGCAGUGGAAAAUCAACAGUUAUAAGUCUCUUAGAGAGAUUUUAUAACCCUGACUCUGGACGUAUAUUACUAGAUGGAGUGGAUAUAAAAACUUUCAGACUAAGCUGGUUGAGACAACAGAUGGGUUUGGUUGGUCAAGAGCCUAUUCUUUUCAACGAAAGCAUUCGUGCCAACAUAGCUUAUGGCAAAGAAGGAGGUGCUAUGGAGGAUGAGAUAAUUGCAGCAGCUAAAGCAGCCAAUGCACACAAUUUCAUAAGCUCUCUUCCAAAUGGUUAUGACACCUCUGUCGGGGAAAGAGGCACACAGCUAUCAGGAGGACAGAAGCAGCGUAUUGCUAUUGCAAGAGCCAUGCUGAAAAACCCCAAAAUACUUUUGCUUGACGAGGCGACAAGUGCACUUGAUGCUGAGUCAGAGCGUAUAGUUCAAGAGGCUCUAGAUAGAGUGAGUGUGAACAGAACUACUGUGGUGGUGGCUCACCGUCUUACAACAAUUCGAGGGGCUGAUACUAUAGCCGUGAUUAAAAAUGGGGUGGUGGCUGAAAAGGGAAGACAUGAAGUGUUGAUGAAGAUUACUGAUGGUGUUUAUGCUUCAUUAGUAGCUCUUCAUUCAAGCGCAUCAUAAGAUAUUUCAUAUCAUCUUAACUACUCCUCUAACAUCUUUGAAGUUCUUCUAGAUCGCAAGAAUAAGAUCUAAAGUCUCAGCAUCAAUAUCAUAUGUUAUAUCAAAAUCCUCCCUAUCGUUUUUGUUGUUUAUUACUAUGACCAUUUAUUUGUAUUACUAUGUUCAUGAAAAUUCUGCUGUGUACCAAUUACAUUUUAUUAAGCCAUGUUUAAUUUA
Molecule: messenger RNA, 3989 nt
Organism: Medicago truncatula (barrel medic)
Lineage: Eukaryota; Viridiplantae; Streptophyta; Magnoliopsida; Fabales; Fabaceae
Product: ABC transporter B family member 9
Exons: 12
Coding region: 108-3773 (1221 amino acids)
Biological process (GO): transmembrane transport
Cellular component (GO): plasma membrane
Molecular function (GO): ATP hydrolysis activity; ABC-type transporter activity; ATP binding
Source: RefSeq, a predicted model, not a curated record